AGAGAAAAGAAAAUAAGAAUAGCCCAGCCAGCAGCACGACCUGCCUCCAAUCCUGCAGCGCGCCGCCGCCUCCUGCCCGCCCCGCCUCACGGCGCGCCGCCGGCCACCCCCUCCGCCUAGCGCCGCCACCGCCUACCCACCUCCCAUCUUGAUCCCCGAGCGCCCGACCCGGCCGUCGUUCGUCGCCAGCACCUGCGGAUCCGGCUGCCCCUCGCCUUCCCCGUCUGCUGCACCUCCCAGCGCCGCCACCCCACCCCUGCCAUGCUCUGCCGCCUGGAUCCACAUCCCCACGACCGGAACGAGUCCUCCUCGAGGAGCCGCGCAUCCUCUGCCUGCUCCAACGCUGCACACAUCCUCUGCUUGGUUGACUCCCACCGCCUACGACCGUCGCUGCCGUCAGAUCAGGAACAUGCAGGUUUGUAUUGUUUCCCGUGUAUGUUGGUCAUGCAUCGGAUGUCACUCGGUUUCUAGGAAUUUCAAGAUGGCAUCAAAGAAACCAACAAACAAGGAGAGAAAACUUAAACAAGAGAGAUGUAUGAGGAUGCCGGUGUCUCAUCAAACAUGUAUUUGUGUGAGGACACCCUUCGUCCGACCUAAUCUUGACGAUCAUCCGCAGCAGCACUUCAAAACUCCCAGGUUGUUUUCAUCAGCAAGCUUACAGCUGACCACAUGGUGGAACUCGAUAAUACAACACUAUACGAUGCACCUGAGAUUCCAAUGGAUACCUGUCAAAGCGAUGUGGUCAUCAGCAUGUAUGCUCUCAAUCUCCUGGAUGCAGAAUGAUUCUUCAAUUUGGGGUGCCAACUAUGCUAGCUUUAUAUUGCUGAAGUAGGAGCUUAUUUUUUUUCUUGUUAUAUUAGUUAUUCAAUGAUAUUGGGCAGGGAAUCUGAAUGAACUAUUCUUUCUGAUUCCUGGAGUUACAUGUGUGAUUGCUUAGACUCUUCUAAUUCUGUCAUAGUCUGGUUGGUUGCUUGGCUGAAAUAGUUUCUUACGGGCCUCCUUCUGGACCUGUUCCCACUUAUAUAGAAUAUAUUUUCCACUGGUUUCGUCAAACAAAAAAGUCAUAGACAUUAAAUAUUUAAAUGUCACGCCCUACUCUCCACCCGAUCAGGCAGGAGAGCAUGCGGACAGCAAGGCACCAGAGGUGCAGCCGCGUGAGGAGGAAGAUCAGGGCCCACAGGCAGAGAGCAUGGAAAAGUCCUUGGUAGGUUAGUGUCUAUGUCAGGUGGGGCCUGUUCCAGAGAGUGCUAUAAGUGUGGGCGACAACAGAGACUGGGUCAUGUCUUGUAAUUGAAUAUUCAGAUUUCUCCAUCUAUCUAUUUUCUCCGGUUCCUCCCCCUUUCUUCUUCCUCAAGCUCAUCCCCUCUCUGAUUUCCUCUCCUCCCCUCUGUUCGAUCCGUGAGGGUCGUUACAACUUGGUAUCAGAGACUGGUUCCGAUCCGCCACUGCGCCUCAAUCCCUCGAUCCGUCCGUAAAAUCCACUGCAAAAGGUGUUGGGUUGCUCCGGCGAUCCGACGCAAAAUCCUGAGCGGGGUAGGCUUGAUUUGGGGCGGCAGCGACGGCGCCGUCUUCGACUCCGUCUGCGCAGACCAAGUUCGUGCUCCAAGCCAUGGAGGGCGUGCAGAAAACUCUGGAGGAAUUACUGACGAAAUUUUCGUCGCUGUCGACCGAAGUCCAGCAGCUGAGUACUCAGGUGGCCGAUUUCGGCGAGGGGUUGGAUGCGGUCAAGCGUACCCAGGCCAUGGAGGCGGCGGUGCGGACGGCUCCUUCAUCCUCCACCACACACCCCGCGGCAGUGUUGGUCAACAAGGGACCCCCACUCCUCCACGUUCCACCACGGCCACCACCGCCGCCUGUUCGUCGCGACGCACACCCGGACCGCCAGGCCUCACCACCACGGUCCCCGCGCGACACCUACCGUCACAAGCCGCCGAAGCAUGAUUUUCCCCGGUUCAGCGGCGACGCCCCGCGCCUCUGGUUUGACCUCUGCCACACCUAUUUUCAGCUCUAUCAAACGCCACCAGAGCACUGGGUUUCUACAGCUGUGUUGUAUAUGGACGGCCAUGCCGCGCUAUGGUGUCAGGCGUACAAGCGUCUGCAUGGUCUGGGUGAUUGGUUUUCAUUCAUGGAGGCAGUGCAGACUGAAUUUGGGCAGGAUGAGUUUGACGGCUUGCUGCAUCGUUUGCAUCACCUCAAGCAGACUUCUACUGUCGCUGAGUACAGGCUCUCGUUUGAGGCUAUUAUGUAUCAUCUCAUUGCGCUGGAUCCGUCCUUGAAUCAGAAAUUUUUUGUCUCUCAGUUUAUCAUCGGUCUCCGGGAUGAGGUCCGCACAGGAGUGCGCCAGCACGCGCCGACGAGCGUUUCCAGAGCAGCGGCACUUGCCCGGAUUCAGGAGGAAGAAUCUGAACACAGCAAGCCGCGGGGUCACCCACCGGUGUAUACUCGCGCCAUCCCUCCACCGCCGGUGCCUGCAAUGGCUCCUGGACCAGUACAGCCACGCAUCGAUGGUGCUAAGCGCGGCCCGGAUGAUUUUGGCCGCGAACGGCAACUGCGUGAAUUCAGACGCGCCAAUGGAUUGUGUUUCAAGUGCGGUGACAAGUAUUCCAGAGAACAUAAAUGCAACAGGGUUGGUCAGCUCCUAACCAUUGAAGUGGGCGAUCAUGGUGAACUUUUGUCUGAUGAUGCCAUCCGUGCGCUUGAGUUGCUUGAUGACAAUCCAGAAGAAGCUGCAGCUUGCUAUCAAAUUUCAGUCCAUGCGGUAGCAGGAACAGAAUCGUCAGGUACCAUGAGGCUACGAGCAUUGGUUGGCAACCAGGUAAUGCUAUUGUUGGUAGAUUCUGGCAGCACGCAUACAUUCGUGAAUUCCACGUUUGCGUCGCGAGCCGGUUGCACGGUGCAGGAAGCAGAACCGGUGACAGUGCGUGUGGCUAAUGGCGAAACACUGAAAUCCACACAGCAGGUCUCUCAAUUGAAGUGGUGGUGUCAGGGACAUACUUUCAGCACUGAUAUGAGAUUGUUGGAUUUAGGGGCAUAUGAUGCUGUCCUUGGAGUUGAUUGGCUGGCCCAAUUCAGCCCCAUGAAUUGCCAUUGGGGACCGAAGACCAUGGAGUUCCGCUAUGGCCUGACAAAUAUUCAGUUGCAAGGGGUACGGGCACCUGGGGAGCCAACACUGACUGAAAUACGAGCAGAGCAACUGUCGAAGUGGAUUCAGGGCAAUGAGGUUUGGGCUUUGGCAGUUAUCCAGCCUGCAGAUUCUGUUACAAACAACACCAAGCCACUGCCACUACCUUUGCAAGCUCUACUAGAGGAGUUUGCUGAUGUAUUUCAGGAACCUACCACACUACCACCACAUAGAUCGUUUGAUCAUGCUAUACACUUGGAACCCGGCGCCACUCCUCCCAAUGUUCGGCCGUAUCGAUAUUCUCCUCUUCAGAAGGACGAGAUUGAGCGUCAGGUGACUGAAAUGUUAAAAGCUGGGUUGAUCACCAAUAGUAUUAGUCCAUUUGUUGCUCCUGUCCUGCUAGUCAAGAAGAAGGAUGACACAUGGCGUUUCUGUGUCGAUUAUCGCCGACUGAAUGAUAUCACAAUUAAGAAUAAGUUUCCCUUACCAGUGAUUGAUGAACUGCUAGACGAGUUGGCGGGAGCUCGCUUCUUUUCUAAAUUGGACUUACGAUCGGGUUAUCAUCAAAUCAGGAUGCGCCCAGAGGAUGAAGCCAAGACAGCAUUUAAAACCCAUCACGGCCAUUUUCAGUUCCGAGUAAUGCCGUUUGGUGUCACAAAUGGGCCACCUACAUUUCAGUGUUUGAUGAAUUCUGUCUUGGCACCUGGUACCAGGAAGUAUGUCAUAGCAUUUUUGGAUGACAUCUUGACAUACAGUGAGUCGUUUGAUGAGCACCUGCAACAUUUGAGACUGGUUCUUACCACACUUCGGCAGCAUCAGUUAUAUGCCAAAUUUUCAAAGUGCACUUUUGCCCAGUCUUCCAUCAAUUACUUGGGCCAUGUGAUUUCAGCAGAAGGGGUUGCAACAGAAUCUGACAAAACAGAGGCGAUCCAAAACUGGCCACAACCUUCUUCACAAACAGAACUGCGAGCAUUUUUGGGCCUGACGGGAUACUAUCGCAAGUUUGUCAGGAAUUACAGUAUAAUCACAAAACCCCUGACAACUCUUUUGAGCAAGAAAGGUUUUGUUUGGUCUGUUGAAGCCACUGAGGCCUUCCUGAAACUGAAACAAGUGAUGACUACUACACCAGUGCUCGCUUUACCAAAUUUCUCACUCCCAUUCACUGUAGAGACGGAUGCUUGUGACACUGGGAUCGGGGCUGUUCUCUCGCAGCAAGGUCACCCAAUUGCGUUUCUCAGUCGCGCGCUCGGGGUCAAUAACAAGAAGUUGUCGGUGUAUGAAAAAGAGUUUCUCGCAGUGAUGAUGGCGAUCGACCGUUGGCGACCAUAUCUUCAGCGAGGUCAAUUCACCAUAUUAACGGAUCACAAAAGUCUCUGUACACUAGGGGAACAACAUCUGGGCUCGGAGCUUCAACGGAAAGCAAUGGCAAAACUAGGAGGUCUUCAGUUUAAGUUCAAAUAUCGCAAGGGCAUCGAUAACACGGCCGCAGAUUCUUUGUCACGUGUUGGGCAGCCACAUCAACGUGUCAGCCUUCAUGGAUUCAGGAAGUGUGCAAUUCUUACCGCACUGACGCCAAGGCAACGGAGCUUUUGCAGGCAUUGA
This is a messenger RNA of Triticum aestivum (bread wheat), 4723 nucleotides long. RefSeq lists its product as uncharacterized. Bases 1610 to 4723 code for a protein of 1037 amino acids. NCBI's taxonomy places the organism in Eukaryota, Viridiplantae, Streptophyta, Magnoliopsida, Poales, Poaceae. The transcript is spliced from 5 exons. The record is from RefSeq and is a predicted model, not a curated record.